AUGAGUGUUCUCGAAGAGGAGGCCUCAGUCGCCAAAUUUGCUUAUUACCACAGUGGAAAAUUUGUAAAGAUUGGUCGCCAUGUCUACUACGAUGGUGGUUGUGUUCGAUAUAUAGAAGCAAAAGCGAGUGAGCUAUUUGAACAAAUGAUGAAUCAUCUUCCAGUUAGUUUGUAUGGCCAACGAGUAUGGUAUAAGUUGCCUUUUGAAGAACAAGAAGACCAGAAAGCAGUGCCUUAUUAUGAUGGAGCUGAGGAAGAAGCCAAUGAAGAAGAAAGAGUUUGUGAAGCUGAACAGUUUGAAGAAGAAGUAAGAGUGGAAAGAAAUGUGGCUGGUUUUGUUGAUUUAGAUGAUGAGUAUGAUGAGUAUGCGACACCUGUGGAGUCUGGUGGUGAAGAUGAUGAGACUGAGGAGUAUGUAAGAUAUGUGAAAGGUAGUGGUGAGCUGAAAUUUAAGCAAGUGUUUGACAGCUUAGAGGCGUUCAAGAAAGCAAUUGUGGACUAUGUGUUGAAGACAGGAAGAAAUAUUAAAUAUAAGUGGAUGGUAAAAGCCUUCAAUGAUGAUCACAGCUGCAACGUUACUGAUUAUAGCAAGAUUAUUACUCAAGAGGUUAUUGCUAGGUUGUUUUUGGAUGAAUUCAGAGAGAACCCGAAACUGAUUCCUAAGGUCAUUCAAGCGGAUAUGAUGAAGCGUUGGAAUUUGAUCGCACCUGGUGAUCAAUGUAGGAAGGCAAAGGCAAGAGCAUUGGAGAUUAUUCAAGAAGAGCAUGAUGAGCAAUACUCAAGACUCAAAGAUUAUCGACUUGAGCUAUUAGAUUCUAAUGUAGGAUCAACUGUGGAGGUAGAUACAUUUGAGGGAGAAGGUGGAGGACUAGAUGUCUUCUACAGAUUUUACGUGUGCUUUGCUAGGAUUAAGAAAACAUGGUGUCAAUAUUCUCUUCCAAUAUUUGGCAUUGAUGGUUGCUUUCUCAAAUACUACACAAAAGGACAGUUGUUGGCUGCUGUGGGACGCGAUUCAAAUAAUCAAAUGUAUCCACUUGCAUGGGCUGUGGUGGACAAAGAGGAUGAAGAAAACUGGAAGUGGUUCAUUGGGAAGUUGCAGUCUGAUUUGAAUCUGCGAGAUGGUGUUGGUUUUACACUGAUUUCAGAUAGACAAAAGGGUUUAUUGAAUGUUGUUUCUGAGUUAUUGCCACAAGUUGAGCAUCGUAUGUGUGCAAGACACAUAUAUGCUAACCUAAAGAAGAAGCAUCCACAUAGGGCUGACAUGAAAGCAAAGUUCUGGAAGGUUGCCAAGAGUUAUAACAGCACACAAUACAUCAAACGUUUGGAGAAGUUGAAAAUGUAUGACAUGAAUGUCUACAAAUCAGUGAUGCAGAAGAAUCCAAAAAACUGUAGUCUUGCCUAUUUCAAGUCAACAUCCUCUUGUGAUGAUGUAAGUAACAACAUCAAUGAGUCAUUUAACAAUGCCAUUAACGUUACACGAGAGUUGCCAUUGGUGGAAAUGCUUGAAACUAUCAGGAGAAGAGCAAUGGUGCACAUAGAUAUUAGAAGAAAGAAGGCAAAUAAUCACAAAGGUCAGUAUAGUAUAAAGGCGAUGGAGAGGGUGAAUCUAGAGCAGAAGAAGAUAUUAAACUGUACAGUCAUUCCUGCUGGUCCAGGUGAGUAUGAGGUGAUUUAUAUCAAGAAACUCAAGGUAGAGGACUAUAUUUCAUCUUGGUAUUUGACUUCUAGGUGGAGGAAUGAGUACAAUGCACAUAUAGAUGCGGUUAGAGGACCAAACUUUUGGCUUAAGUCCGGUCAGACUGAGAUACAGCCACCACCAAGACCGAUAACUAAAGGUAGAAAAAGUGUCCCUAAAAGAAUCAAGGAGAGGAAUGAGUCACCACAAAAGAAGAAGAGCAAGGGAAAAGAGCUUAAAGUUACUAGAGAAAGGAGGAUCAUCCAUUAUGGAAGAUGUUUUGAGGCUGGACAUAACACAAAGGGCUGCAAGCAAAGUGGACCUCUGGAUUAUAAACAUUCAAAAAAGUCUAAAGUGGCUGGAACAACAGAGUUGUGCAUGGGAUCAAGGCAGCAACCUCAAAGCCAAGUUAUUGAUUGA
Molecule: messenger RNA, 2094 nt
Organism: Camelina sativa (false flax)
Lineage: Eukaryota; Viridiplantae; Streptophyta; Magnoliopsida; Brassicales; Brassicaceae
Source: RefSeq, a predicted model, not a curated record